AUGAGUGCCUCACAGCAGCACGACGAGGAGUCCAAAACUCUCUCCUCAAUCGUCCCAACCUUCACCCCUUCCGAAUCUUCCGAAUCCGCUGCUGUCAAAUCAAUCAUCAGCUCCCUCUCUCUCAUCGAGCACGUCGAAGGAGGCUAUUUCACAGUCACAGACCGCACCAUCGACCUCGUCAAUGGCCUUCCCGAAGAUUUCGACUACGCGCUCCGUCGUCUUUCGACUACAAUCUUCUACUAUUUGACGCCUAACCGCCCUCAAGGCUCAUUCCAUCGGAACCGAAGCCGCAUCAUUCACAGUCUCCACCGAGGCCGCGGCCGCUAUGUUCUUAUCCACCCAGAUGGCCGUAUUGAAUCCUUCGUUGUUGGUCCCAACAUUGAGCGCGGCGAGAAGCUCCAGUGGGUGGUGGAGGGUGGCGUGUUCAAGGCAAGCUUCCUCCUCCCUGACAUUGAUGGUCAGUCUGGCAGUGAUGGCCUGCUCAUCUCGGAGACUGUUGUGCCUGGUUUCGAGUACGCUGAUCACGAGUUUCUGUCUCACGAACGGUUGGUGGAAGUUCUUCCAGAAGCCAAGGCCAAGGCGCUGGAGUGGCUUGUCAAGCACUGA
Molecule: messenger RNA, 606 nt
Organism: Trichoderma breve
Lineage: Eukaryota; Fungi; Ascomycota; Sordariomycetes; Hypocreales; Hypocreaceae
Product: cupin superfamily (DUF985) domain-containing protein
Exons: 2
Coding region: 1-606 (201 amino acids)
Cellular component (GO): intracellular anatomical structure
Source: RefSeq, a predicted model, not a curated record